Messenger RNA from Oxyura jamaicensis (ruddy duck), 901 nucleotides. Its product is annotated as lysine-specific demethylase 5C-like. The transcript has 3 exons. Lineage: Eukaryota; Metazoa; Chordata; Aves; Anseriformes; Anatidae. The record is from RefSeq and is a predicted model, not a curated record. The annotation marks the transcript as partial.
GGGGGGUGCUCACCGCCUUGGUUCCCCCCCCCCCCCCCCAGAACGGAGACCACUACCCCUGCCUGGACGACCUGGAGGGGUUGGUGGCCGUGGGCCGGGACCUCCCGGUGCGCCUGGAGGAGCUGCGGCAGCUCGAGGUGCAGGUGGGCACGGCCCACUCGUGGCGGGACAAAGCCUCCCGCACCUUCCUCAAGAAAAACUCCUGCUACACCCUGCUCGAGGUCCUGUGUCCCUGCGCCGACGCCGGCUCCGACAGCAGCAAGCGGCUCAAGUGGCGGCAGGAGCAGCCGGGGCUCUACAAGCUGGACGCCGAGAGCUUGGGGCUGUCGGCGCAGGAUCUCCGCGACCCCGGCGCCGUGAUCGUGGCGUUCAAGGAAGGCGAGCAGAAGGAGAAGGAGGGCAUGCUGCGCCUGCGCCACGCCAACUCCCAAAAACCCGCGCCGCCCGCUCCCGGCCCCGGCCCUCCGUCGUGCGUCUGCGGCCAACCCCCGACCCCCGGCAUGCUCCAGUGUCAGCUGUGCCGGGACUGGUUCCACGCUUCGUGCGUGGCUUGGCCCCGUUUGGCUUCUCAAAAACCCUCGGCUCCUUGGUGGGAGUGGGACGCCAAAUUCCUCUGCCCGCUCUGCCAACGCUCGAGGCGGCCGCGUUUGGAGACCAUCCUGGCCCUGCUGGUGGCCCUGCAGAAGCUGCCGGUGAGGUUGCCCGAGGGCGAGGCCCUGCAGUGCCUGACGGAGCGAGCCAUCACCUGGCAGGACCGAGCCCGGCAGCUCCUGGCCUCCCCCGAGGUGGCCGCCCCCCUGGAGCGCCUGGCGGCCCUGCGGCACCGGCUGCACGGGGACGGAGCCGGGGCGCUGCGGGAGGCCAGCCGCAACGAGCAGACCAAGGUGGGGGGGGGGUGGGG